AUGGUUGCCAUCGUUUUGGCGUUCGUAGCAUUCAUGGCGUCCGUUGCCCUGGCUGCCGAUGUUGUGAGAAUCGAUGAGCCCACCGACAAUGCACAGUUGCCUAGCAACACCGAGAUCAGCUUCAAGUAUACAGUUAUUGGUGCUCAAGCUGCUGGUAUCACGGAUGCUUACUAUCCCAAUUCGAUGACGGUCGACUUUGAAUGGGUGCAAAACGGCAACGAAUCCAACGUGUUGCGUUUCAAUGCAGCUAGCUCACUUGAGACGACUUCUGCACCUGCUGGUGUAUCGGAUAAGCAAUAUGAAGCUACAUGGAAGACACCCAACUGCCACUUUUUCACCCGUUACAACCCUAGCGAAUACACAUUCUCGCUCCUCUUUACCCCCGUCUAUCCUGAACUUACACCCAACAUGACAGCACCUGGUCCCGAGCAACAAGCCAUGUCGGUACCCGUCAACAUCAACGUCAACAAUGGCACAUUCCCCAGAUGCUAG
This is a messenger RNA of Lichtheimia ornata, 492 nucleotides long. RefSeq lists its product as uncharacterized. The transcript has 2 exons. Lineage: Eukaryota; Fungi; Mucoromycota; Mucoromycetes; Mucorales; Lichtheimiaceae. The coding region runs from base 1 to 492 and encodes 163 amino acids. The record is from RefSeq and is a predicted model, not a curated record.